Molecule: messenger RNA, 3649 nt
Organism: Bombus pyrosoma
Lineage: Eukaryota; Metazoa; Arthropoda; Insecta; Hymenoptera; Apidae
Exons: 3
Coding region: 253-3639 (1128 amino acids)
Source: RefSeq, a predicted model, not a curated record
GGCCAAAACAAUAUGCGCAGUGAAUAAAGUGAUGUUAUCGUCGUUAUCGUCGUCGUUAUCAGUCGCAAGCUCGUGCCUCGUUUAUUAAAAAGGAUUCAUCGCCGUAUCACUAUAAUUAAGAAAUGGAUAAUGGCAAGAAACCAAUCAAUCGUGAACAUUUUGAAUUCUUUUACGUGGGCAAAUUGCUUCUGAUUACGGGCGACGAGUAAUCGAUAAGCUGGUACGAGAUUGGGCCUGUCACGUCCAAGCAAAAUGUCCUCGACGAUGGCGCAUGAGACGACGACGAUAUCGGAAUUGGCGGAAUUGGACAGCGACGGAUCGAGUUGCGGAGAACGCGACGCGAGGAAACGUCUUCGUUUCGACGCGGAUUCAACAGGGCCGAAGAAGAGACGGAAACAAACGACGCCUGUGAGAUUCUCCUCGACGUUAAUGCCCGGUGUGCACGAAGAAUCGAACGAGGACGAGGAAGAGGACGAGGACAGCGAAGGUAAGCUGUCGUCGCAAUCACCCAUACCGAGUCAAUCAUCGAUAAGAGACGAGAACCUGAAUAACGAAUUCCGUUGCAAAUAUUGUAGUCAGUUUUUCGAUAACAAGGAAACGUUGAACGUUCACCUCGACAAUGAGCACGGUUCCGCGAAUCAGAUUUCGGAACAAAGUCAAAGUAGAUCUCCGAAUUCCGUGAUCAAACAAGAACCGUCUCAGCAACUGGACCAAUCCGAGAAUCCCGUUAAUUUGCUUAGCGUAAAGAACUUCGCGAUAAACUGGCUAGCCACCGGGCAACACGUGCAAUCGCAAGCACAAAUGCAGACGCAGAACGAAGAAUCCUGGCCCGGGCCAACGAGUCAAAUUCCACCUUUACCUAACCACUUGCAAAUCCUUUCUGGUUUUCCUGGCGCCUUGGCGCAGUAUUUACCUAUGCCCGCGUUCCCAUUGACGGACUCCGGUUCUAUCGUCAGGCCCUCGUUGGGACCAACGCCGGUCAGGAUCUUUAAUCCGGACGCGUACUGUGAUCUGUGCAAUAAAGAGUUCUGCAACAAGUAUUUCCUCAAGACACACAAAGCGAACAAGCACGGUAUCUACGUCGAUUCACCGGGACCCAGCACCGUCGACAAUAGCAUUCCAGGACCAUUGUUCCCUACCAACUAUCCUAGUAACAUGGUUAAGCUAGAACUGCCCGUGACACCACCUACGCCGACCGUCGCGUGUGAUCUCUGCCAGAAACGUUUCAAAAACGAGGAAUCGAUGCGUAAACACAAACAAAAGAUGCACGCUGAAUUAUUGGAUCAGUCGCAAGAGUCUCAGAUCAAUUUGUCGCAAAACGAAGAGGACAGGGAUACGUCGAGGGAUAGUCUCGGCGGUAUGGAAACGCUGUUUAAGCAAGAAUACGGGAUAGAACAAGAGGAUGCAACGUUCGUACCAGCACCCAGACAUUUAUCGCCUCAAUCGAUUCAACAGGCACGAGAGUCUGGUUUCAGCGCCGAUCGACUUCGCCGUUUAGGGGUUAUAAAUCCAGAAGCGUUUUGCGAGAUAUGUUGUAAAGAGUACUGUAAUAAGUACUUCCUACGGACUCAUAAAAUGAAGAGGCACGGUAUCAUCGUUCAGGACAACGAAAGAUCGCCUAGCAAUCCAGGCACAGCGGCCAGUUGGCAUCAAGUGCAGACCAGUCCGUUAAAUCUGAUCGUGACGGAGAACCCUGGUAGCACGGAAUCGAACGAUCGAGUCGUCGACGAUUACGAGUGCAAGUUAUGUGGUAUACGUUUCCAGACGAUUGGCCUGUAUCAAGCUCACUGUCGGAAGAUGCACGAGAGCGAGGAACAACAAUCGCCUAGGCAAGAGUGCGAGCUAGAUAUAUCCGAUCAACGGAACGAUUCGAUCUCGGAGGAUCUUCAAAAAUUGCAGACGAUGCUGUUGCAACUGAACGGACUCAAGCCUACCAAGGGAUUAUCGUGCAACGUGUGCGGAAAAGAAUGCGAGACCAGAGCAGCGUUGCAUAUUCAUAUGAUAACGGAACACGGCGCCAUCCAAGAAGAUUCAACAUCCUCGCCGCAAGAAAAGUCACCCUUAACUACAACCUCAGCGUUCUGCGCCCUAUGUGGAAAAGAUUACGCGAGUCAAGACGCUCUCAGGAAACAUAUCGCCGACGAACAUCAACCAGCGGUUUCGAAUACCAUUCCUCACACUCCUACAACCACAGCGACGACGACCAAUUCGAAUUCGACCAGCCAAACUCCGACCGAAAGAAAGGUAACGUCGAUGACGCCAACGUCGAGCUAUUGCGAGAUAUGCAACAAGGAAUUAUGCAAUAAGUACUUCAUGAAGACGCAUAUGCAAAGAAUGCACGGUAUUGAAAUUGAAAAUGGAGCCCAGAUCGGUGGCGUGAUAUGCAACAUUUGCAACAAGGAGCUGUGCAGCAAAUACUUUUUACGCGUUCACAAGCACAACACUCACGGCAUAGUCGACGAAAAUACUCCCAGUUCGGUAAAACAAGAGACCCACGAGGCAUCAAACGUGGACGAUGCUGCUUUGAAGCCGGAGCAACUCGGUGAUCUGAGUCACAGAUAUUUCACCCACUUUACAGAGGUUUGUCCAAUCUGUAGCAGAAGGUUCCGUAGUAUAAAGUGGUUAAAGGCUCAUCUGAUGGGUGAUCAUGGGAAAACAGGCAUCGAUAAAUGGCGCGAGAUGGAGCAACAAUACCAAACAACGCCGAAAUCAGGGAAUAGAACGGCGAAUGUAAUAUCGAAGAACCCUCAACAGAGCUCGAAUUUGAAGAUACCGAAUGGAUUUGAAAUCUCACAGCAAAUCAAGUCUGCCGACUACACUGGUUUGGGUAAUCAAGUUCUGUCAAAUUUACUGGGGUCAUCUUCCGAAGAUCAACAGCUGAAAAGCUAUCGCUGUUCCUAUUGCAAUUUCACGACCACCGUGUUACCGUUUCUCUUCCUUCACGAGAGGUCUCACGUGAAUUCCCGUGACAACGAAGGAGAGAAAUCGCUUCAAUGUCCGAUUUGCUCCCAAGGUUUCCAUCAGCCGGAAAUGUUGCAUCAGCAUCUCCUCACGACGCACCAAUUCCCCACGUUGCUGCCUCAUUUUCAACCCCCUGUGCUUAAUAAUUUAGGUCUGGACGCGGAGAAAUUGAACGAGGCCAAAGAAAAACUCGAUCUGGAAGCGAAGGAGGACCAUACGAGGAACAGUCCACAAGCUACCACCAAUCAAAACAUUCCCGAACCGAUGAGAAACAAACAACAGGACGAAACAGCGGUCCAAGUUACUCCUCAUGGUAUAUAUAAGUGCGCACAGUGCGGUUACGCGACGACCAAUUUAAAUAGAAUUAAGAAGCACGUGAGAAAAGAUCACAAAACGAUCAGCGAUCCUACCGAUAGCGUGCUCGCCGAGCUUAGCAGAACUUUGAAAGACGUUGCCAACAAACAUAAGGUACCAGCUUGCUACGCAACGCCACAGGAUAUGAACUCCAAUCCUGAUAAAACGAUCAUGCAGCCAUUUUUAAUCGAAGAACAGGACACGAUGCAAGCUGGAGAGGAAUCCAGCUCGGAGAAACGGUUCGCACCGGCUUUGGUCUAUCUGCCGGUUAAAUCGCGAAUCAACAACGCGCUCACUGCAUCCUUCACCCUCAGUCCUGCUUGAAACUCUUCCU